AUGCUUGGUGAGCACUGUCCAGGCAGUAUUUGGCGUCAUGCUGAUGUGGAUCUUUCUGGUCUUGGUGGCUGCCCUGCUGGCUGCUUUUCUGAAGGUGAUAGGCCACCGCUGGGGCUUCCUGUGGUUCCUCCGUUCCGACCCAGCAAGGAAGCCCGUAUUUUCAUUCCUGCUGGUUGCAAUGUGGAUAUCCAAAUCAUGUGCUUCACGGUUGCCCCCCUGGUGGAGUACUUCAGUACCGUGGUGGCCGCAGUCACGCUGAGCCUUGUGAUCCUGAUCGUUUGGUCCCUCGUGAUGUUCUUCCUGCUGAAGAUGGAGCGGGUUGUCCUGGUGUCCCCCGUAGUGCUCUAG
Prorocentrum cordatum is the source of this 348-nucleotide messenger RNA. NCBI's taxonomy places the organism in Eukaryota, Dinophyceae, Prorocentrales, Prorocentraceae. The record is from the annotation of a GenBank genome assembly.